Molecule: messenger RNA, 792 nt
Organism: Aspergillus tanneri
Lineage: Eukaryota; Fungi; Ascomycota; Eurotiomycetes; Eurotiales; Aspergillaceae
Exons: 5
Coding region: 1-792 (263 amino acids)
Source: RefSeq, a predicted model, not a curated record
AUGUCAACCACAGACAAUCGCAGAUUAGAGGGUUACGAUAAACUUGCCACACUAUUCGCCUCUGAUUCAGGGCUAGCAUGUUUCAGGCGGUUUGAUAAACUGAAUGCGAAGAAUCUUCUAUACUAUCAAGCAGAAUUGGCCAUCAUAGAGGAAGACCUGGAAACUAUCAUUCAAUCUGAUAAGUGCCACUCAUAUGAGGAAAAGAAGUUCUAUCCUUGCUGCGUGCGCGAUCUGAAGGAUUCAUUGAGAGGCGAAAAAGGGGUUGACAGUUUACAAUGGCGAAAGUUCCUUGAGGCGCGAGAACUGCUGAAGGAGUACAACAACGCAUUGAUCCAACAUCGGGAAUUAAUCCACUUCAGUGCUCCUGAUGAAACUGAUUACAAGGUUUUCGAGCAGUGGAUGAUGACCCAGGAAUUAUGCCAGGGUGUCCGCUUUGCCAGCAAAGCAGAGAUGAAUGUCUACCACAAAGGCAACAAGAACGACCUGAUUGCGCUUUGCAACAGGCAGGAGGGCGUAGACAACCUUACCAGGUGGAUAUUUGAUCGACCCAUAGCGUGGUUUCAGGGACGUUUGGGGGCGCAUUUUGAGGGUGUAGAGGAUACUGAACUUGGAACUGUGCGGUAUAACGAUCGAAGGAUAAGAGCGGUUACCUACGUCGUCAGCAUCUUUGCUGCUGUUAUACUGCCCGUGUCAUGCCUAUUAGUGAAGGCUCGCCGGGUCGAGAUAUUUGCCGCUGUUACUGCGUUUGCUGCCGUGCAAGUUGCCCUGAUUACCAGUUCCGGAAAGUGUUGA